Molecule: messenger RNA, 2646 nt
Organism: Diachasmimorpha longicaudata
Lineage: Eukaryota; Metazoa; Arthropoda; Insecta; Hymenoptera; Braconidae
Exons: 4
Coding region: 1455-2546 (363 amino acids)
Source: RefSeq, a predicted model, not a curated record
AUUUGCGUUCAAAAAAUGGUGAAACAAAUCAAACGGAAGGGCCACUCCCCACGUGUCGUUCAACAAAUCACCUGAUUUCCUCACGUUUUGUGACAUCCUUUUCAGGAAAUUUAUUCUUCAUGACAAGGCUCUCAUUCUGAAGUAUUAUUCAAUCAUCUGCGUCACAUCACCAAUUCUGCACACCCCAGCAAGAUCUGUUAGGUCCCACUUCAAUUAUUAUUCUUCCACAACUUGUACAUAUUGUUCACCAGUUCACUUCGCCUGGUCUAAAUUCUCCGGGCUAUCCCACCCUCCCCCAAAACACUGAAUGAAGAAUCCUCGAAAAAAACAAAACCGUCGAUACCUCACAAUAGCCCCUCUUGCCCGGUCCCUCCUCCACCUCUUCCUCCUCCCCCACCUCCUCCUGCUCUCGAUGCACCCCCGAUUUUUUCCAACCCCCAGAACAGAGUGAAACAUCGAGGUAAGUCGACAGUGUGAAAAUAUGAAAGGUCAAAAGUAGCUAUGAAAGCGCGGUGGAAAUAUCGACUGGAGCUCGUGCGGAUCGAAGGGGGUGAGCAGAGGGGGAUUUUAAGGGUGGGGUGUCCUACCCUAGUCACGGAUGACCGAGAAACGUGAGGUACAAAGGGGAGGGGGUUGAUAAGCGAGGAUAGCGUGGACGAAAUCGGGACAGAAGUACCAGUGAUCGUAGCUCGAGCGAAUCAGUGAAAACUAAAGAAAUAAAAUUCCCCCGAAAAUUAGCUGAAUAAAAACAUUUUCUUGUUAACAAAGGGACAUUGCGUUACUGUGAAGAUUGUUUUUUUUUAUCAUUAUCGAUGCGUCGAAAGGAGAAAUACCCACAAGCGCGCAUCGCAGUUUGCGCGAUCGUCGUGUUGAGUGAUAAUCCAUAAAAUAAAAUAAACAAUUAUUCGAUUUUUAUGAGUUAAAUUGAAAGGACAUAUUUCAAGUGAAUUUGAAUAUAAAGAGAGAAUCUCCAAUGGAAAUACAUCCGGGUCUCGUUGAACGAGGCCGUCCCCAGGACACCCGGCGCACAAGGGGGGACGGGCGUGCCAUCGAUAUUUAACGAAUAAUAAAUCCACCCCUUUCAAUUACCAAAUCAACAAUGUUGUAAUUAAUAACUGGGAUACAAUGGUUCUUGUCAGCGGGGCCUACUCAUUCCACAACGGUUCCAUUGGAGAACCAGAAACACGCACGCGUCACUUGAACAACUGCGUGCAUUGAAUUUAAUAGAUUGUUGAUAUUUUUUCAUUAUUGAUAAAAGGAAUUUUACUGAAUUUCACAUGACGAUUUAAGGAUUAUCGGGUGGAGGGGACGAAUGAAGAGAAAUGAACGAGCUUUACUCUUAACGGUGAGUCGCCUGUCCCGGCGGCGUUAAAGCGGGAAGAACCUAGAGAACUAUUUGAGGCCUCAAAUACCAAUUCCACGAGAAGGAGAGUAAAUAAAAAAAAUCCUAAAAAAUGUAUGCGGCGGCGGGUGGUGCGAGCAUAGCAAAACGUCGCAAUCAGAAGCGCCUGCAGUUGAAUAAGCAGCGUUUGGAGGCAACCCAUACUGCUGGAGUGAGAAAACCAACGGCGAUAAUAACUGGACAUCAAGUGACCAAGCCAUCCCGUACGCACUUAGCACCACAGCCACAAGCACAGACAUCGAGUCCGUACCACUCGUCGCAUUGCAAUCAUGCUCAUGGGCAUAAUCGUCGUAGGAGAAAUGAUAAAUUAACACCAAAUCGUUUGGCACCGCCUGUAUCACCGAUAUUUCCUAUAUCACCGCCACCGCUAUCACUGGAAUCACAAAACUCCGUAACGCUUCCACUCAAGUCUAGUAAUUUUCCCUUUCCGCCGCCCUCGUUUCUCGAUCUCAGGUCACCAUCACCUUCUGAGCUACAGUGCGGAGGCCAGGGACCAGGGAAAGCGGCUUGGCAAGGUUGCAGUAGACCAUCGCCGCUUCCUCUGUCUCCGGCGUCGCCACACGGCUCGCGUGAUGGAUACAAGACUAAACAAUGUGAAGCACAUAGGAGAUGGAUGAAGAGAAACAGGAUACGAGAUGCGAGUUAUUGUUAUGGCAGUAGUGGAGAGGACGAUGAUGAAGAUGGAAGUAGCCUGACGAAUCGUCGUCGUGGUGAAGUGAAUGCUGCCUUCAACACAGUUUUAUACGCUGGCCUCGGUACAACAGCACUUGGUCUUGUAAUAUCGUUCGUUGGCACCGGUGAAAAAGGCUUCCUCAGUCCUGAACUUCGGCUUGUUGGGCCAACUCUACUAUGCGCUGGUCUCCUGUGCUGUCUCCUUCGGGUACUACUGUGCAUAUGUUUGUGUCGUUGCUGUGGUGACUGUAGAUGGACACCAUGUCGUGUUGUUAUCGUUGACAAGGAUAAAAUGAAAAAAUUGGAGCCAACAGCAACAACACUGUUACCACAAACGAGCCAACAAACAGUGACAACUGUAACUAAACCAACUAAAACGAUAGCUGGUGUAGGAACAGCAUCAUCAUCAUCCCAAUCAGCACCAGUAAAGGCUCACGAACUACUGCUCUCCCCCGCCCAAUUGCCAGAGUGAUAACUUAUUUUCCAUUAAUUUCUUCUUUUUGUGAUGACAAACAAUUUUUUACCUCUGAAGAAGAAAAUUUAAUCACGCGAUUUACGAAGAGUCGUUAAAU